AUGUCACAUACCAAGAGAUCUCAUAAGACGUACGAGGCUGACCUAUACGAAGAUCAACUCGCCGCACAUGUCUCCUUCGGCACCCCUUUGCCUCCCCUAGACCCGGACACACGUGACGAUGGCUCCUACGUUCCCUUACACAAGCAGCAGGUGAGGGACGAGCAUGGGCGGCGGCGCCUUCAUGGCGCUUUUACUGGAGGAUGGAGCGCAGGAUACUUCAAUACUGUCGGAUCAAAAGAGGGUUGGACUCCGUCUACCUUCAUCUCGAGCCGCACGAACCGACAGAAGGGGAAAUCGAAUACGUUCCAUCACCGGCCAGAGGAUUACAUGGAUGAAGAAGAUCUUGCGGACGCCACUGCCACUCAAGAAAUCCGGACCACUGAUCCCUUUGCAGCCCUUGGGGCUUCUAGCCAUGUUGGACGUUACCCUGUUAGGCUGGCUGGCUUAAUGAGAAGGCAGUGUGACAGCAUGGGUUUCGAGCUUCUGCGGAGGAUGGGCUGGAAGGACGGACAAGGCAUUGGGCCGAAAGUGCGUCGGAAAGCGCGUUUAGGCGCUUCGGCAAACACUACGACUGCUGCGUCAAACGAAACCCAUCUCUUUGCGCCGGACGAUGUUGUUAUGGUUACUUUCUCUCGCAAGGCCAACCAGCGGGGUUUGGGCUACCGGGAGGAAUCUCCGCUCUCGCAGCUCUCCGGGUCUAACAACAAUCAAUACGGACUACAAAGCCUUGGGGCUGAUCUUGACAAAGGGGGUGGCGACUCUGCCAGCGGGCCUCGCCUUUCACUUGGCAUGCCUGACAAGAAACAGAAGCAGGCACAACGUGGGGGCUUCGGCGUUGGGAUCUUAAACGACACCGGCUCAGAUGAAGAUGACCCAUACGAGAUGGGGCCCCGAAUAUCAUAUAACCGAACCCUGGGCAGCGACAAGAUGAAGAAGAAGCAGUCCACGAGUACCACUGUGGCGGCAAACCCAGCGCUGCGAACAAAACCAGUGUUUGUCUCUAAGUCCGGCUCGGCCAGGGUUCACGUCCAGCCAACAUGUCUGGAUGGCAAACCGCUGCUGAAAGGCUUUGUCAUGGGCCACUCCUCAGAACCCCGAGAAAUCAGACAGUCGGUGUCGUGUUAUCCCCCCCCAACCAUCCCCCCUGAAUGGGUGUCAGGGAAACGUCGCAUGGACGCCAAACAACCAACGGCGUACGCGUCAACGAAAGAUGCCGCAAAGGCUGCUUGUCACGAUCCCAGGUCUCGAGCGGCGAUUCUAGGCGAACCCGCCCUCCCUGGAAAGUCUGUCUUUGACUACAUGUCAACUGCUUCGCGCGAGCGACUGGCUGCGUUCACUGGCCGAUCGAAUCUCCCACCGGCCAAAGGCGAGGUUCUGCCAGAGCAUGGCAAAACAGCCGAGCAGAGGCUGCAGGACAGGCUGCAGAGCAUACCCACAUUGUCUAAAGAGACGGCUAUUGCAGCAAUGAGUCGUGGAGCAGGCGCGGGUGGCCCUUAUGCAAACGAUGAGGCCAAGCGUGCACGUUACCGGCUCUAUCUGCAGAGUGCGGCUGGAUUUGGUGGCUCAACUCCCACUAAACCUCAAAACAUGACGGACAAUGACUAUAUCAAGGAGAUUGAGGAGUUUCAUGGGUGCGCGCAGCUUUUCAAGCCCAUGACAGGAUUCAUGGCCACCCGGUUCACGACUGCUUCAACGGGAAGCAACGGACCUGGGGAUCCAGGGUCCAGCUCGGACUCGAACGUGCAGAAGCUUGUCAGGCCACCCAAGCCAGCAGAUCCAUUCGAAGAGGCAGCAAAAAUGGGCAUGUAUGGGCGCAUGACGAGGCUGACUGAAAAUUUCUUCCCGACCAGAUUGCUAUGCAAGCGCUUCAGUGUCCCGCCACCCGCCCACGUCCAACCCGACCUGGAGCCUGGUGUCUCUUCGGAGACUCGCGGUUCGUUCCAUGGACUACCUGCCAGUAUAGACAUGACAAGGCAGCCGUUAAUCUGUGGGAUGGACGCAAACGGAGUGGGUGAUUUGCCGGGGCCAAAGCCAGCGGACGAUGCGUCCAAGACCGGAGACAAGGUCGCCGAGGCCUCGCGGCCAAGUGAUGAUGUCUUUAAGGCAAUUUUUGGUGAUAGCAGUGACGAGGAAUAA
Colletotrichum higginsianum IMI 349063 is the source of this 2136-nucleotide messenger RNA. Its product is annotated as G-patch domain containing protein. Gene Ontology annotation, cellular component: nucleus. The record is from RefSeq and is a predicted model, not a curated record. Gene Ontology annotation, molecular function: RNA binding. Bases 1 to 2136 code for a protein of 711 amino acids. Gene Ontology annotation, biological process: mRNA processing. Lineage: Eukaryota; Fungi; Ascomycota; Sordariomycetes; Glomerellales; Glomerellaceae. The transcript is spliced from 2 exons.